AUGAGCGAACCUGAGCAAGAUUCCAAAAAACAAAAGAAGAAACCUAUAAACACUUCUAUCUAUAUCAGUAAUUUACCAGUUGAUGUCACUGAAAAUGAAUUGGCAGAAGCUUGUUCAAAGUAUGGAGUAUUAAUGGUAGAUCUGGCUACUGGUCAUCUUAAAGGAGAUGCACUUGUAACUUAUUUGAAAGAAGAGUCUGUCACACUAGCAUGUCAAUUGUUAGAUGAAACUAUACUGAGACCCGAAGAACCUUAUAAAAUACGUGUUCAAAAAGCUGAAUUUAAAGAAAAAGAUCCUAAAAUAUUAGAAAGUAGUCAAAGUAAUUCCAAAAAAGUUGAUAAAUAUGAAGUAAAGAAAAAACUUCGUCAACUUGAAAAGGCAGAACGUUAUAAUAAGAUAGCAAUCUUGAAACAUAUGUUUACCAUAGAAGAAUUGGAGAAUGAUGUUGGUUCAAUUUUAGAUUUAAAGGAAGACAUUCGCAAUGAGUGUGAGAAAUUAGGAGAAGUAACGAACGUUGUAUUGUAUGAUAAAGAACCCGAAGGAAUUGUUUCAGUAAAAUUUAAAGAUCAAAUUAGUGCUGAAGCAUGCGUACUGAAAAUGAAUGGGCGAUUUUUUGCUGGUCGUCGUGUCGAGGCAGAAAUAUUUGAUGGAAAACAAAAGUAUCAAAAAACUGGUUCGAAAUCCAAUGAAACAGACGAAGAAGAAGCUACCAGACUAGAAAAAUAUGCUAAAUGGUUGGAGGAACAAAAUACUGGCACUGCUACAAAUAAUCUAGUGAAAGAGAAUCCUGAACAAAAUACAAAGACAACAACCGAGAAUAAUUUGGUUAACGCUUUAAGAAGCUUCAGAAAUCAAAAUUUACUUCAGACUAAACAAUCAGCAAUAACCGAGAAAGAUAUCUUAAUCAAUCGACCUCAACAAAGAUCGAAAGAGGAAUUGAGAGCUAAAAAUUGA
Molecule: messenger RNA, 954 nt
Organism: Entrophospora sp. SA101
Lineage: Eukaryota; Fungi; Glomeromycota; Glomeromycetes; Entrophosporales; Entrophosporaceae
Source: the annotation of a GenBank genome assembly